UCACUUUCUCUCUAUUUAUGCGUUUGGGCAGAGCUCACUCUCUUUCGUUUAUCCCUUGCAACACAUUCCCACCACCCCUCCUCCACACCUCUUUGUGGGUCAGUGAUGCAGCAGGAGUGACGCAGCAGUGUCAGCGCCUCAUCGGCCUCCAGACGGGCAGCGUCUCAGGAGUGGACUGGAGGGAGAAUCUGUGUGCCCAGGCUGGGCCCAGACACAGGCAGCCAGCCACGAGUAAACAGAGGAGAAGGCAGAAGGGAUGAAUCUCCAAGCAAUUAUUCAAGAGUGAAAGAAGAAUUCAUCCCAGAGAAUGGCAACAAUGAAUCAGCAGAUGACCGUGACGUCUCCCUGCACCCAGGGCUUGAUGGACAGCUCCCAUCCCCAGGCGCUCCUCAGCAGGCUCAACGAGCAGCGCUCCCAGGGCCUCUUCUGUGAUGUCACAAUCGUGGUGGAGGAUGUAAAGUUCCGGGCCCACCGGAACAUCCUGGCUGCCUGCAGCGGAUACUUCCGCAGCGCCUUCACCUCCCCAGAGGUGUGGACUUCCAGCCAGGUGCUGGAGCUCAUGGACCUGAGGUCUGAGGUGUUCGCCAGCAUCCUCAACCUCCUUUACUGUUCCAAGGUGACAUCAUCACCUAGCWCAGAGGACACUAGAUGCCUGAUGGCAGCUGGAAAAAGACUGGGGAUUCCCUUCUUAGAGAAACUAGUGGAACAAGACAGGCAGGACUCAGGUGGGCCACAGAUCCAGACCUCAACCAACCCUGUUAAGACCACAGGCCAUAGUAAGGCCCAAGGGCCCCGUAAAGCAAAGAAAGAGACCUCCAGGCCAGAGGAACCAGACAGUGCAAGAGGCCCACGGAUCACCAAUGCUUUCUCUAUCACUGAGGUGGGUCCCGGGAACAACCUCUUCACCCCACUAGACCUGCACAGGGGGGAGAGGCCAUCACCUGAUCUUGGACAGACCCCAGCGGGCUGCCCUGCCCCCUGCCCCCUCGCAGUGGACAAUGAGCCCAUGCAGGCGCUGUCAGAGCACUCCUACGCAGUCAUUAGCCAGGGACCCAGGGACCCUGAGCACAGGGAUGGCAACCAGGAAGACAACAAGAAGGGCACCAAGCCCACACAGUCCCAACCAAGACAACUGGCCAGCAGGAACAGUGGCCCACUCAAAAAGCGUCACAGACUGCGAGCCGCCUUGAGUAAAAGCACACCUCCAACACCGGCUGUAGCACAUGAACCUGUGCAUCCUACUGGAAGCAGCCCGGCAUUAAUUAAGCCCACUGUACAACCUGUGGGAACGUCACCCCCGUCAUUAUACCCGCAGAUAGUGCAUACAAGCAGGGCCAAUGAGCUGCCUCUAGCCAUUGAUAAUGGCUACAGGGAGCUGGACGCACCUCCACUUUCACCCCACACAGAUGAUAGCAUAUCAAUCUACAGCUGUGAGCACUGUCCAGAGAUAUUCACCAAUAAAGCACUUCUCACCGUACACACAGAAAUGCACAAAAAAAGGUUUGUCAGUCAUUUGUUUUGCAAGUUUUGUCGCAGGAAGUUCAUGCAUUUGAAGAGGUUGCGGAACCACGAGACGGUGUGCACGAAAGCACAGAGGGGCUCGCCUGAACACGAGCCCCAAGGCAAAGAGGCCAGGGCAGACCAUUAUUCAGACAGCAUGCCAAGCAYGRACAAUACAGYAACURAUGUCCAGUUAUCUCCUCCUGAAYUYCCUGACCCUUUCCYUCCAACCAGCCUCCAAAWGAACCCCACGUCAAAAACACUGCAGGCUGUAGAUAGGUUAGUGAAACCUAGUGGAGGCCAGAGGGUCUAUAACUGCAGUGUGUGUAAACGGGCAUAUGUGACCGUCUCCAGUCUGAAGCGCCACGAGAAUGUGCACUCCUGGCAGAGGGCGUACCCCUGUCACUACUGCAAUAAAGUGUUUGCCCUAGCCGAGUAUCGCACCAAACACGAGAUCUGGCACACAGGUGAGCGCCGCUACCAGUGCAUCUUCUGCUUAGAGACCUUCAUGACCUACUACAUCCUAAAGAACCACCAGAAGGCCUUCCACGGAAUCCAUCCCAGAUUGUCUGUGAGUAAGAAGUCAGCAAAUGGUGGAUUUAAGGGCAGCGUUUACCCCAUAAAACUCUACAGGCUUCUGCCUAUGAAGUUUAGAAAGAGACGUUACAAGACUUACAGUCAGACCUAUUCAGAGGAGCUGGGGGGCAGUGAGCAGGCCCCGCUGGGCUGCAGCUCUCCCAUCCCUUCAUUUGAUGAUGGUGGCGCUAUGAGUAACCAAGAUGCUGCUAUAUUCUCAAUGCCUGUGACAUUCAUGGCCACUCCAAAAGUGGUGGCAUCAGUAAUGCCACGCAUCAGUUUUGAUCAGCCCUGUGACCAAGAUGUAGACCAAGUUGCAGGCACAGGAAAACAGGCCUCUCACUCCGAGCAUAAUGGGCCUCCAUAUAGCUAUACAACCCCCUUGGCCAUAAUGCAGGCAGGUGUGGAGUCCCCUGCAAUGGACUAUGGAGAUGGUGCCGCAUUCCAAAGGUUUAAGAACCCGGAGGGCAACAGUCAYAAUCUACCRWUCCUAAAAAUYAACCCACMCAGCUCUCURAACAGGCUAUGUGAGCUCUCAGCUGCAGCMCARAGAAUUGAAGCCAUGACCAGUCAGCUUUUUCUACCAGGGGCUGAGAGCCUGAUGCCUAGCAAGACUGCAGGGGGGGAAACUGAAACGUACAUUGCCAAGCCUGCAUGUCCAGGUCCCUCCGUGGAUGGUCACGUUCUACCCCUCUGCCAGAUCACAGUGAAAAUUGGCAACGAGGCAAUCAUUCGCCGAAGGAUCAAGGGCUCCAAGCUGUUCCCCAGGAAGAAGAAAAGAAGCAGCGGGAGCCAGGUAGAGGAGUGUUGGGACCAGGGCCGGCCUACAGAGGGCAGCAUGGAGAGCUCCAGCCUCCGCUUCAGGACAGAGGUCACUUCUGUCAUAGAGCCAGAGCCAUGCGAUGACCUCACUGACCGUGACACAGCUGACAAGCUCUGGCGUCCCUAUUACUCUUACAAACCCAAGAAGAAGAGUAAGAAACUGAGAUCCAAACACAGAAAAGAGAAACGUUGUCUACGCUAUUCCAUGACAUCCUCAGUAGUGCCCAGGGCCAGCAAAGACUACCUGGAUAAAGGAUGCAGAAGUGCUGAAGAGAGCAUCUCCAGCGAGGGCACAGAGCUGAAACAACGUCUCAGAAACACCAGCCCAAAGACGACAUAUACCUGUGACAUCUGUGCAAGCACCUUCAUAACAGCAUCUGGUCUGAGAGCGCAUGUCAUUGGCUGUCACCCAACUUUCUGUCGGACCUGUGCAAAGCAGUGUCCCCCCGGCGAAUCCCCCAGUGCCAGCUUUGAGACCGCUGAGGACAGCAGGGAUUACGUAUGUAAGAGCUGUAUGGAAAAUGGCUCCUGCUUUGACAAUUGUCCCCGCAGCCCCAGCACAGAGAAGCGGUAUCAUUGCUCCUUCUGCCCCCAGCGCUUCCUCUACCUCGCAACCAAGAAGAGCCAUGAAAAAAAACACCAGGAGACAGCAGGAAAGGGGUACAGCAGCAACAACUACUCCACAGAUCCAAAACACCCAGCAACGUUGGACUUAGGCUUAAAUCUGAAAAAGCAUGUCAUCAAAACAGAGGAAGGGGAGGAUCAAUAUAGCAUUGACAAAGAGAGCAAAGCGCCAGCGGGAUUGCUAGGCAGGUUCUCAACAGAGAAGAUAGAGCCUAAGCACGAGGAAUGGGAGGACACAGAUGACUACAUGUCAGUGGCGCCCGAGAAAGAGAUUCCAUUUAGAAUUAAUAGUGAUGGACACUAUCAAAAAACUCCAAUGUCACCCCCCUGCACCGACACCUUUUCUCCUUCCCCUUCGGAGAUGCAGUAUAGAAAGCCUUCCCCUUCAGAUAUGCAGUACAGAAAGCCUUCCCCUUCAGAUAUGCAGUACAGAAAGCCUUCCCCUUCAGAUAUGCAGUACAGAAANUCAGAUAUGCAAUAUGCAGUACAGAAAGCCUUCCCCUUCAGAGAUGCAGUAUAG
Molecule: messenger RNA, 4042 nt
Organism: Salvelinus sp. IW2-2015
Lineage: Eukaryota; Metazoa; Chordata; Actinopteri; Salmoniformes; Salmonidae
Source: RefSeq, a predicted model, not a curated record